This is a messenger RNA of Scophthalmus maximus (turbot), 3852 nucleotides long. It is a transcript of the gene ccdc180, whose product is annotated as coiled-coil domain containing 180. The coding region runs from base 1 to 3852 and encodes 1283 amino acids. NCBI's taxonomy places the organism in Eukaryota, Metazoa, Chordata, Actinopteri, Pleuronectiformes, Scophthalmidae. The transcript has 34 exons. The record is from RefSeq and is a predicted model, not a curated record.
AUGGAGGUGGAGGUGAAGAAGGUGAAGAGGGCUGUAAACGUGUUUGUGAAACAUCAGACGCUGCAAAGCGUCCGUUGUCAUGGUGACGGGCCUGCGCGACGCAGGAGGCGACGGUUUAACGGAGAGAGCGACGGAACCGAGCUCGUCACCGGGGACACGAGUGAGAGCGGAGCGGGUCACCGGCAGCUGUUCGACGCGCAGGUUCAACUGUCCAUGUCUCUGCUGGCAGGACGGAAAGACAUGAGGACAAACUGUCUGUCUGCUGAGGACGACAACACACACUGCAGCUCUACCAGCAGGUUGUUAUGUUUGUCGUCCAGCCGGAGGCAGCGGGAUGAUGACGAUGAUGAUGAUGAUGUCAGCAGACUUCCCUUCACUAUGGCGCCUCCGGUGGACAGUCAGAGCUCUGACAUCAUCCAACGUCUCACAGAGAAAAGACGGAAGAAACACGAAGACGCUCUGAAACAACUCAAUACUGAACUGAUACAACUCACUCAGGUGUAUGAGGCUCAGGUGAGGACCCUCAGUCAGGACCUGUUGUCCUAUCUGCAGGAGGUGGACCUCAGGUUGGACACACUGAAGGACAGAAUGGAACACCUGGAUCACGUCAGUCUGCAGGACGAGGUGCAGCAGGAGGUGAAGCUGAGGAAGAUGAGAAUCAUGGAGCUGAACAUCAAACUGACAGAAUGUGAGAGUCAUCAAAUCAACGAGAUGAGAGCUGUGCUCAGGAAGUUCUGCCUCCUGCUGGAGAACAUCGGCUUCCUGCUGCUGCCGGAUGUCCACAGACUGAUCCACUGCAAGGCCAUGAUGUUGAAUCAGUCUCUGCUGGUGAACCGUCGCAACGUGGCCCGACUGCUGCUGCUCCUCCAGGAGGAAACCCUGCAGCAGGGGGCACUGCUGCACCUGCACCGGGUCGACUGUCUGACCCGCUGGACCUGGACCAGGGUCACCGAGCUCACAGACCAUGUCAGGAGUGUGUGCAGCAGCGUUGAGGACCAGCAGCUGAUCUCAGGUCAGAAGAUUAAAGAUCUGACUGAACAACGUUGUGACAUCAUUGUCAGGAUCAGCUCCCUGGUCCCGCCCACCUGCUCCACUGCUCUGGUCUCUGAUUGGUUCAAUCAGCUGACAGCUGUCAAUCAACAGAUCGACAGUCUUCACGCUGACUUCCUCCAUCUGCUCCGUUGCUCUUAUGAGCAGACAUGGCAGCAGCGAUUGUCUGAGGUGGAGCGCUGUGAGGAGGCGCUGUGGGCUCUGCAGCUCCGUGAGGACGAGGUGAACAAUGUCGUCGGCUCUCAGCUCCUCCCUCUGACAGGGCGGAGCCAGAGUCAGGACGAACAGCAAUUGGCUGCUUUAGACGUGAGCAGUGACUCUGCGGCCCGUCGUGCUCUCAGCCUCAGUAGGUGUGUGUUCGUCAUGAUGAGAGGAGCGGCGUCGCUAUGGGAGACACACUGCCGGCGGUUAGAGAGGAGAGAAGAAGAAGUGGAGCGGCAGCUGGACGCCCUGCGGCGCUCGCAACAGCAACUCAUACAGAGUAAGAAAGUGCGACUGGACGAGCUUCUCGGUGAACUGCGUCAGGAGGGAAGUGAGGACGCUCUGAAGACCAGUCUGGACAGAACUGUCCUGCACCUGCAGGAUGUCAGGGACAGCUGCGGACAGUGUGUGUCUGAUCAAUGUCAGCUGUUGGAUCUUCUUCCCUCUCUCCUCCUGGACGAGCUUCUCUCCUACAGCAGCAGCCUGAGCUGCUUCUACCACCUGGGUCACGCCUACACACCGGAUCUGGAAGAACUGAAGAUCUUCCACUUAGGGACUGAAACACAGAAACUGGAGGAUAUGAUUGCCGCUCGUCCAAUCAGCUGUCAGAAUAAUGUUGUCCCCACCCAGCUGUCUCACGAUUGGCUGUCUGAGGCAGACUCCUCUCUGCUCUAUCUCUGUGACAUCAGCAGCUCUAUCAAGUUUACAUCAUCAAGGGGUGUGGUCUAUACUGGCCCUGCCUUCAGAUGCCCCGCCCCCGACCUGCAGCAAGAAACACACCUGAGCCUGUUUCCUGUAGAGCUGCUCACAAAAACACUGAGCAGGACUCGGACUCUGUUCGUUGACAACCUGGAGCAGCGUUUCCAUGACGUCCUCAGCUCGGCCAUUGCCACGGCAACAAACAGGAAGGAGGCGGUGCGCUCGGAGCAGGAGCUCCACCUGCAGCAGCUGAACCCCCAACACAUCCACACCCACAUAUACCAGCCCCGCCUGGCCGAGCUGCAGCUCCACCGGCAGCGUGUGGACGCUCACUGUGAGCAGCUGCAGGACGAGCUGAGCGUCUGCAGGUCGGAGCUGCAAACGCUGCAGUCAUCCGUCAGCAGGAUGAACCGGGAGUUCUCCGUCUCUCUGUCCAACAUGGAAGACGUCGUCCUGACGGCCGGCAGCCGCAAAAGGCUGGAGACCAUGAGCUCCGCCCUGCCAGACUGUCUGGAUCAACACAUCCAACACACCCAGCGCUGUCAGACCACCUUCAGACGGACGGUGCAGGUCAGACUGGACCACGUCCGACACAGAACCACACACCUGCUCACGUCCUUCAGGUUGUUCAGUGAAGGCGGAGACUUCGGUCCUCAGGAGCUGAGCAUGUUUCAGAAGAAGCUGAGGCAGCAGAUGAAACACGUCAGUGUGGCGGAGGAGAACAUGGCCGCCGAGCUGGAGGCGUUCGAGUCCCACAGUCUACAGCAGGUGAAGGAGGCGUCGGCUCAGUUUGAGGAGAAACUUUGUCUCCUGACACCUGAGAUGAAAUUCUCCAAGAUCCAGAAAAUCAACAGCAGCACAAGAGUUCUCACUAGAGCCGAGGAUGGGAAGUCCAGGAAGGGGGUCCGGUCUGCUCCAGCUCCUGGUCUACGGGAGUCCAGCAGGACCGGGGUGGAGCUCCUCGAUGACCCUGUCAUUGACCUCAUUAAGUCCCUGAACAGGUUCUGUGUGAUCCAGGACGAGGGACCAGAGACAGAGACAGACCUGGGGAACCUGUCUGUGGUUCAGGACCCCCUUAAUUCAUUAACUUUGGAUUUGAUCAGUAAUUAUGAGCGACAGCAGGAGGCGGAGCUUCUAGAGGUGGUGGGAGGAGUCAGGAAGAGACUGGAGUUGCGACUGGCAGACAGCGACCAGGAGAAGAGGGAGAACGUCGGUCGUCUGCGAGCGUCGCUCAGCGGCGACGAGUUGCAGAUGCUGGUGGACAGAGAGGAGGUCAGACAGCAGCAGCUGCACGCUGCCGUCUGCUGCUCACACCUGGAACUACAGGAGUGUGUGCGAGUCCGAGGGGAGGAGUUUGUGACAUCAAUGGCGUCUCUGACUGAGAAGCUUUUCUCUCAGCUGGAUGACCUUCUCAAACCUGCAGAAACGAAGGCAGUGUCACACCAGCACUCAGACGUCACUGUUACUAUGGAGACAGCAGCUGAACCAGGAAGCAGGACCUGGCCUGGUGUCUCGUACCCGUUGCCCUCUGACUCGGAAACAACAGCAUCCAUCACCACACCCAGGUGCACCAUGGGACAUGUGGUUGUUAAAGAGCAGAGAGACACUGCUAUGAAGCGGUUCGAACAGCUGUUCAGGUUGGAGUUGCUGCGUUCAGAUGACGACAAACGGAAACAACUGAGUGAAAUACACAACUGGAACACACACUGGAGACGAGAGAUACACACACUGACACUGACACACAACCACACACUGACACAACCACACACUGAGACACAACAACACACUGAGACACAACAACACACUGACACACAAACCAGACACUGUCCAACAAACCUACCAAUCAGGAACCACCAGCCCUCCAGCCGCUGUGAUGUCAUCAGAGUCCAGACGACGUCCUAA